Messenger RNA from Patella vulgata (common limpet), 1450 nucleotides. Its product is annotated as protein farnesyltransferase subunit beta. NCBI's taxonomy places the organism in Eukaryota, Metazoa, Mollusca, Gastropoda, Patellidae. Gene Ontology annotation, cellular component: protein farnesyltransferase complex. The transcript is spliced from 13 exons. The coding region runs from base 56 to 1348 and encodes 430 amino acids. Gene Ontology annotation, biological process: protein farnesylation. Gene Ontology annotation, molecular function: protein farnesyltransferase activity. The record is from RefSeq and is a predicted model, not a curated record.
AUGUGACUAUUAUCAGCAACCCUCAUAAUUAAUAAUAACCCAGGUUUAUGUAUGAAUGAAUUUGCAAAAUCAUAUUAUGGAUGAACUGGGUGCUGUUUUACGAUACACCUCGGAAAAACAUGCUAAAAAUAAGUUUGAUGAUGAAUCAGUCAAAACAGAAUCUUCGAUUGAACAGAUAAGGGUAGAAAAUGCAAUAUCAGUAAUAUUAGAGGAGUUUAACAGAGAUUUUGAAAUAGAUUCUGAUUUUCCAAUAUUGAGAAGAGAUGAUCACACCAUGUUUUUAUGGAAGGGAAUAAGACAUCUUGGCACAUCAUAUGAGUGUUUAGAUGCAAGUCGACCCUGGUUAUGUUAUUGGAUUCUACACAGUAUGGAAAUAUUAGAAGAAGCUAUUCCCACUGGUACAGCAUUAGAAAUUGCAAAAUUUUUGGGGAAAUGUCAGUGUCCAAAGGGAGGAUUUGGAGGUGGUCCCGGUCAAGCUGCUCACUUAGCUCCAACAUACGCUGCUGUAAAUGCUUUAUGUAUAUUAAGUCAAGUUACAGAAGAUGUCUUUAAUAUAUUGAAUAGAGAUACAUUAUACGACUAUCUAAUGAGAAUGAGAACAGAGGAAGGAUCAUUUAAAAUGCAUGAAGGUGGUGAGGUAGAUAUAAGAGGAACAUAUUGUGCUGCCAGUGUUGCUAAAUUAACAAAUCUAUGUACAGAAGAAUUAUUUAAAGACACACCUCAGUGGUUAGCCAGGUGCCAGACGUAUGAAGGUGGCUUUUCAGGUACUCCUGGGCUAGAAGCACAUGGUGGUUAUUCUUUCUGUGGUAUAGCAGCUUUAAUACUCAUAAAUGCAACAAAAUAUGCAGACAUCAAAUCCUUGCUGAGAUGGACUGUUAAUCGACAGAUGAAAUAUGAAGGUGGUUUUCAAGGAAGAACUAAUAAAUUAGUGGAUGGCUGUUAUUCAUUUUGGCAGGGUGGUGCUUUACCUUUAAUACAUAUGGUCUUAUGUGCAAAUGAGGAUCCUGCUGUCAGCGCCAAUUCCUGGUUGUUUGAUCAAAGAGCAUUACAAGAAUAUCUGUUAGUCUGUUGUCAACAUCCAAAUGGUGGAUUAAUAGAUAAACCAGGAAAGGCUAGAGAUUACUAUCAUACAUGUUAUUGUUUAAGUGGACUGUCUGUUGCACAACAUUUUGUCAGUGGUCAUCUUUAUGAAACUAAUGUAGUAGGAAGUCCUAAAAAUAAAGUUAGAAGUGUUCAUCCAGUAUUUAAUAUUGGUGUAAAUGCAGUUGUCAUCGCUCAAAGAUAUUUUAGUCACCAAAUUCCACUGAAUUCUUCUGAAAACAAUUCAACAGAACAAAAUUCAUCUUGAAUUUCCCCUAUUUCUCUUCUCUUCAUUGACAUUGUAAUGUUGGUCGUAUCAUGGCCUUGUGGUAAUACAUUCGUAUCUGUAUUUAAAAUAAUUCAUAAAAGA